Austrofundulus limnaeus is the source of this 6718-nucleotide messenger RNA. It is a transcript of the gene cadm1b, whose product is annotated as cell adhesion molecule 1b. The transcript has 11 exons. The record is from RefSeq and is a predicted model, not a curated record. Gene Ontology annotation, cellular component: plasma membrane; neuron projection; synapse. Gene Ontology annotation, biological process: cell recognition; detection of stimulus; susceptibility to natural killer cell mediated cytotoxicity. NCBI's taxonomy places the organism in Eukaryota, Metazoa, Chordata, Actinopteri, Cyprinodontiformes, Rivulidae. Gene Ontology annotation, molecular function: signaling receptor binding. Bases 186 to 1445 code for a protein of 419 amino acids.
AUUUUUUGUGCCGUUUUUUCCUUUUCUUUCUGUUUUUUUUUUUUUAAAGCCUGGAUGUCAUCGCAACAUUAACACAGCCCAGAUUGUGACUCCCUGCCUCCCCCCUCCCCUCAUGUGUCUUACAUUUCCAUCCCAUGGCCGUCUCUAGGUGAUUUAGCGCCGCCAGUCUCGAGCAGGUAUCCAACAUGGCGAUCACGGGGAGCGGAUCUCUCGCUAUUUCUUUCUCGCUUUUCGUGAUUUCAGCGUUUCUUCCAAAAGGAGCUGCUGAAAUCGUGACAGUCGACUCUCAGAACCUGGCGGCGGACAACAUGUCCGUGAUCGAGGGGGAAAUGGUCACCAUCAGCUGUAGAGUGAAGAACAACGACGACUCCGUCAUCCAGCUGCUGAACCCAAACAGACAGACCAUCUACUUCAGAGACGUCAGACCUCUCAAGGACAGCCGGUUCCAGCUGGUGAAUUUCUCUGACAACGAACUCCGGGUGUCUCUGUCCAAUGUGUCGCUCUCCGAUGAGGGCCGCUAUGUGUGCCAGCUCUACACAGAUCCUCCWCAAGAAGCCUACGCAGACGUCACUGUCCUGGUCCCGCCAGCCAGCCCAGUCAUCGAGAGCCGGGAGGAUGUGGUCAGCGAGGGGAACGAGACGGAGCUCACCUGCAUCGCCAUGGGCAGCAAGCCAGCCGCUUCCAUCAGAUGGAUGAAGGGGGAGGAAGAACUGACAGGUGAGACAACAGUAGAGGAGAUGUAUGACAGGAUGUUUACUGUCACCAGCCGGGUGAGGUUUUCUGUCACCAAAGAGGAUGAUGGAGUGCCAGUGGACUGCAUCAUUGACCAUCCAGCUGUAAAGGACCUCCUGGCUCAAAGACACUUGGAAGUGCUUUAUAAACCAGAAGUGAAGAUUUUGGUGACAAAUCCCAAAGGUUUAACAAGAGAAGGAGACAAUCUAGAUUUGACGUGUAGCGCUGAAGGAAAACCCCAUCCCCAUCAGAUCAAUUGGCUGAGAGUAGAGGAGGACGUGCCGCCUCACGCUGUGGUCACCGGCUCGGAUCUCUACAUCGCCAACCUGAACAAGUCAUAUAACGGCACCUAUCGCUGCGUGGCCUCGAACGUAGUGGGAGAAGCCUACGAUGACUACAUCCUCUAUGUUCAUGAUGCUCCCACUACUACCCCCACACCCACCACCAACCCAGUCAGCACGCAAGACUCCAGAGCUGGAGAGGGGGCACCUCAGAAAAUUGAUCACGCUGUGAUUGGAGGAGUGGUCGCCGUCGUGAUGUUUGCAAUCCUCUGUGCGCUCAUUGUACUUGGUCGAUACUUCGCCAGACACAAAGGAACCUACUUCACACACGAAGCCAAAGGAGCGGACGAUGCAGCCGAUGCAGACACGGCGAUCAUCAACGCAGAAGGAGGACACACCAACACAGAUGAGAAGAAGGAGUACUAUAUCUAACCUGGAGAGAUGGGAGGGGAUGGUGCUUUGGGAGCAUUGAGUCCAACUCUGAUUGGUAAUGAGACAGCUUGGGUUAGAGGAAAAAGGGGAAAGGAAAGCAGUGAAAAAUAGGACUGGCAUGGCCACGUGGUAAGAGGACGCGUUGCUUAGUCUCCUAUCCGACCCUUCCUGGACUGCCGGGUCCUAUUCUGUACAGUUUAAUUAUUUUACAGAAAAKUUUGUGCCUUGUUCUAUUUCUUUUGUUGGUUUUGUUGCUUUCCUUUCACAUGCUUGUUGUAUUGAAUUUUUCUCCAUGUUCUCUACUUGAUCUUUUGUUGCUUUUGGCCUUUUUUUGGAGGAAAAAAAAGGAAAGAAAAAAAAAGAAGGGGUCUGGUAAUUGUCUAUGUGUGCUGCAGCUAUAGCUUUUAGCUCAUGUAAUGAAAUCGUAGAAGCCAGUUCACUUGCAACUACAUUGUUUUAUUUUUCCUUUUCUGAGUAAUCUCCAGAGUUUAGUAAAAAAAAAAAAAAGAAACACCGAGUCAACUCAUUUCUCCCCGCUGGGUCAAAGUCCUGCGGUGCCUGCAAGUUCAUCACAUUAAAAUGCAGGUCUGAUUGUUUUUAGACGAAUCCCUGCACAGAUUACACACAGCCCCUUCAACGUCGGGUUCACUGUUGAUUGCUUAUGUAACAGUUUUGAGUAAUAAAGCUUGUCUUAGAAUGUAUUUGCUCUUAAAAGUGAAGCAGGAGUCAUGUUAUAUAUGCUUUAACAACAGGCUGCAAGCUGCAACCGACCCUUUAGUGAUUUCAAGUCCUGACAUUUACAGCCCGAGUUCCGCUGAGACUGGGUUUAUGAAACUUCCUCCAAGCUGCUUUAAAUCAGGCCAGCAGCAUUUCAAAAUCAGAAUCGUUUUUUUUUAUUUUUGUUAUUAUUUUAUUAUUUUUUUUGGUCUGAAUGUACAAGUCAAACUCAGCUGGCAAAAUCAUGUAUUUCUAUAAUAUUUAAUGAUAAAGUUAUUCAGGUCCUCCUCUAAAUAUUCAUUCCCAUGUGCUGUCUUUAUAAAGAGGAUGCUUGGUGUCAUAAAACAUGUUUGUUUUUAUCUGAUGCACUAUAURACGUCUAACCUGAUACCACUAGUUAUGCUAAUGUACUGAUUGGAGAACCAAUCAGAAGUCUGAAUAGGCUGUUUUAUUUUGAAAAGCUGAUUCUUUGUUUUCUUCCUCUUCCCAAGUAUUUUUCUUCAUUGUUCACUUUGCUGUGGCAUUUACAACAAACUUUAGUUUUAGUUUAGUGGAGAGUAGUUAUUAGGUUACAUUACAGCACAUUUGGUGAAAUAAUAGAUAUUACUUAAAUGUCUGAUCGAAGGCUGCAGUGCACCUGAUCYAUCAUUUGUGGGUCAGGAGACGUGAGGUUUAGAACAGUUCACACCAUUACACACAAAAUAAUGUAUCAUAAUAUGGAGAUAAUGUGUCUACAGAGCAAAUCUGAGAGGUUUUAUUGUUGAAUAUUUAAUAAAUCAUUUAUAGAAAAAGUAGUUUGACACUUUGAAAAUCAUGUUUUUGCUUCUUUUAUGUAGAGACUGAUACUGCAGGAAUUAUUGGUAUCAAUCUCUGCUUUAUUGUCUUUGUAAAAUGACACAUUUCUAACCAGCAGCUACACUUAGCUUUGCAUUGAAGUUGUACUUUCAGAUUUGGGAUGUGAGGUUCUGUGGAAAGUUUAUUAACAAUCAAUAUCUAACCUGUUGUAGAUUUUUGAACAUCAAUUUGGAGAAACAAUGAUUAGUUCUAAUUAGUUUAAUGAGCUACUGAUUAGUCCGAGUGAGGCCAAGACUAAAGAACGGUGCUAUCAUCUUUAUUUCAAUCUUGAAUUGCGGCUCAGACUAUUUUAUAACUUUCACACCACCAUCACUUUCUCAGUAAUUUCAGCUGAAUUAUUUUGUUUUUGUCUUUCUGUGUUAAAUGAACAUGUAAUUAUGGUGAUGAUAAGGUUUUAAAGUAGUUAUCCUAUGAAUGGCCAUGAAGUGUUUGUGAAUAAAGCUGUUUUAAAACAGCAGAAACACACAUUAGUCUUGACGCUGCUCUUACUAGCUGUUAGCUUUUUUUAAAACUGAGGUUUUCCAAGAGCUAUCUGCUACAGGAAAUAUAUUAUUUAGUUGUAAUUGGUCCAUAUAACCUCACUUCAAAUUAUCUGAAUCAUCACUUUGCCAGUGAAAUGGAGCCUCAUCUAAAUUGAACUUUAAUGGUGCGUCGAUWGUUAUAUUUUAACAAAACCAGUCUUGCUGUUGCCUCUAGAUUCUUGCUACUAAACACACUYAGUCUGUUUACUGAAGUACUGAUAGCAGAGUCAGGUUUCUCUUUGACCUGUGUCUGUGACGCCAAAAAAAAAAAGCCCACAGCUUGUUCACUGACCAUGAACAUCCCAAUUUUCACAUUUUCAUUCAACCCAGAUGGUCAACCUUGGACCAAAUAUACUGAGUAUAAAGUGUGUAUAUAGAGUAAAUAUUUGUACACAGCAAAGUUUGAAAGUCCACUCCAUAGACACUACAUCUAUAAUAAUUGCUUUUUUAUCUGGUGGUAGAGCAUAAUGAUCAGUUAGCUAUCAGAAACCUGGUUUGACUUGUUUUCCAAGCUUUUAACUUGAUAUUUAAUAGUGAUAUGUCAAAAAGAAGAAAAUUAUUUAAACUUUUGUUUAGUUUAUUGAUGUAGAAAGUUUCAGUUGCAAAUUGGCUUAGAAAUUCUUGCCAGUCUCUAAUUUUGGCCUUCACUCGUAUUAAAGAAAAAUAACGUAUAAAACUUGGAAUUGGAAAUCAUUUGAGUUCUUUGAAGUUUCUGUCAGUUUUUUUGCCAUCUGUCCAAAUUUUUCAUCUAUAAGCUGCCUUUGAUUUUUUUUUUCUUUGUAAGACCAGAAGAGAGAUUCAAAAAAACAUAAUUAUGGAUAUUUUAAAAGUUUCAGCUUAAGAAAAUACCUUAGGUGGCAGCAUCAAACCUUCACUAAAUUGCUCUUAAGUGUUCAAAAGAACAUUGCAUUCACCAAAGAAAAAAAAUAGACUCCUGAUUUUGUAAUUACAAGACCUAGAUCUCAUAAUUUAGAGAUUAGAUGUCAUAAUGACAAGAAAGAAGUGAAAAGAAGUACUCCCUGAUGAUGUAGGAUGUUGAGCUGGUACCAGUUGUAACAAAAGGAACUAUUGUUUUGAGUUUAUAUUCCACCCGGACGUGUUAGUGUGUGAUACCAAAGUGUAUAGACCAAGCUAGUUUACCCACCAGAGUUUAAUAAAGUUAUGAGCCACAGGGUUGAAACAGGACCAAGUGUGAGCUCUGUGUGUACGUACAGGAUGUACUAUAACACCGGACAGUUCUGUGGAACACCACCAAGCCAGCCUGGGUGCAUUUCAGAUGUGUUAGAUUAGCUACUUAUGACCAGGAAGCAUUCCAUACUGGUUUAGUUGCUCCUGCAGGAAGAGAGCGACUUCCAGCAGGUCAGAGUGGGCUUUUCACCUGAACAACCCUAAAGAUGCUUGUGCACGGUUGACAUGCUAAUAUUAACUUUUCUCAUAAUUACGAGAUCUGGAUCUUGUAAUUGUGACAUCUUUUCUCAUAAUUACGAGAGCUGGAAUCUACUUUUUUGAGUGCAAUGUUCUUUCAUAUCAGUGCAAAAAUAUAUAUUUUUUCUUUUUUCUCUUUAUAUUAUUUAUUUAUUUUAUUUUAUUGUACUAUUUUCUUUAACCCCACCAACCCAACUCAUCAGUGUGAACUUUGACUCACAGCUAAGCUUGUUUGAUAAUUUACAAGCAAGUUCAUUAAUGCCUGAAUAAAUAAAAUGUUUAAAGGAUUAAAAAAAAGAUUUGGACUAGCAGAUAGAAACAGGAUAACCACUGCCUUAAAAUGGACCUCUUGAUACGCAUCAUUAAAAAAAACAGUGAAGGACUUAGAGUAGUGCCUUCUUCUUCUGAUAUUGAGGCAUAUGAUUAGAAUCAUACAGUAUCCUCAUGUACUCUGCAGUAUAUCUUGUACAUAUAUUUGUUCUUUCAGGCCAAUAAUCAGCCGAGUUGUAUGUAUUCAUGCACCAUAGAUGUACAUCUUCUGCAAAUAAUACAACUGAAAUUAGUUCAGUAUUAAAAAAAACUACUUUUUUUAUUUUCUUUUUUAUUCGGGGUGGUGAAUGAUAUUUGCCAGGGUGAAUUUAUGAUGAAAAAAAAUCCAUUUGGCCAGAAAUAUUUUGUCAGCUUCACUGCAUUUGUUAUUUAUUUGGAUAUUUYCAGGGUCAGGGUUGAAUGGUUUUGAAGAGGAAUACAAUCCUAAAGGUUGUAAUAAACUAGAAUAAAGUWUUUUUUUUCCCUUGGAUUGUAAAGUUUUAGCGUCAUGAAAACAUUAAUGUGCAUGACAAAUGUUAUUCUGGGAUUUGAUAUUUACCUUAAAACCUGAUAACUUCACUUUUAAURGUUUAAUCUUAAACGAUUUUUCAAAAUUUUCAAGUUAUGAUUUGUUAAUACAUAAUAUCUAGAAUGUUUUUUUUUUACUCUCUCAGGUUUAUGAGUGUUAAUAGUUGCGGUUUGUUUUGCAUCUCAGGUAGAAUGCAAAUUUGAAGCCCCAAGUACGUAUAUACUAUAGUACCACAGCUAAUGAAAAAGUCAAGAAUUCACAAGAUGUACAUGUUUUUCUUUUCUCUCGGUUGUACAUGUUUCUGUGUUUAAUAUGGUGCACUGUUAACGGUAAAUGUUAAAUAUUAUUUUGCAUAGACCUAGUUAACAAAGAAAACUAGAUUUGUUAAGCAGACGAAAAUGGUGUACAGUCAGUGUUAACGAAAUCACAACGAUGUUCAUGAGAUGACUUCUUCCACUGUAACGUUUUGCUCACUUACGGUAUUGGUUAUUUAGUAAUUAUAGGAUGUGAUCGCAGCCAGUCAACCAAGCAUCUGUUUGCAUUCAGUCCAUUCACGCAUUAACCUUUCACGACUGAAGAUGGUGUAUUUACUGUGACAUGAAGUUUUAUGAAUGAUCUGUAACCUCUUGGAUAUUUGGAUGAACUUUACGCUUCAUUCMUGGGGGGUAGGGGGGGAGGGGCUAUGGGACUGGAGAAGUGAUUGUUUUAUAACCUGGAAAUUGGUUGUUUUUGUUGUUGAAUCUUAAAGAAGAAAAAAAUUCUGUUUUCAGGUGACUUUUUUUCCUUCUUUUGCGUAGUAAAGAACAUGUUUCUCACAUGACCAUGCAUAUUUUGUAUUGGUUGACGCCAACAUUUUUACAAAAGAAAAAAAAAUCAGAAGAGUACUUGUCUUAAUAAAAAAGAUAUCAAUGUUUAAA